Molecule: messenger RNA, 495 nt
Organism: Acaulospora colombiana
Lineage: Eukaryota; Fungi; Glomeromycota; Glomeromycetes; Diversisporales; Acaulosporaceae
Source: the annotation of a GenBank genome assembly
AUGGAAAAAGGACCACGUUUGAAGAGCUCAAAGUUUUUUUAUUACAAAUGUUCGGGUAUUUUGGGUAUACACAAGGUCUUCAUUGAGAAACCAGCGUCUAAAUGGUGCCUGGAAGCGUUCAUCAACAAGUUUAUAGACGAGAAAGAGACGGAACUAUGUUUUGAACAAAUCCAUGAGCUCUUUUUGUCUAACCUACAACAAAUUAUGAACCAGAAGAAUGUCGAUAGUCCUAUUCGUGCAUUCUGUGCAGACUAUACUGAAUGGAUACAAGAAUAUCUUUACGGCAAAAACGCAAACAAGGAAAUCGCCGAGGAUUUCGUUUCUGAAAAUGCGAAAUAUAUAGCAUUUCAAAAUGCCAUUAGACAAAGGCACAAAAGAGCUCAAACACCUUCACACCAGUCACGGGCUCAAACACCUCCACCUAAGUCUUCACAAUCCCUGACGCCAACAACACCAAAUAAAAGGAAGAUAGAACACGAAAAAGUCAAACAGUGA